Rhinichthys klamathensis goyatoka is the source of this 1576-nucleotide messenger RNA. RefSeq names its product atypical chemokine receptor 2. Gene Ontology annotation, biological process: G protein-coupled receptor signaling pathway; immune response; chemotaxis. The transcript has a single exon. Gene Ontology annotation, cellular component: membrane. The record is from RefSeq and is a predicted model, not a curated record. Lineage: Eukaryota; Metazoa; Chordata; Actinopteri; Cypriniformes; Leuciscidae. Gene Ontology annotation, molecular function: chemokine receptor activity. Bases 295 to 1380 code for a protein of 361 amino acids.
CCUCUCUUAUUGUUGAUAUAGACUGCUCUAAAAAAAGUGCUUUAGAACUGCAAACUACUUCUCAGAUCCAUUGUGUUAGUAUUAGCAUUCCAGGAUGUGCACUCCAGGCUAAUAUUUUCCAUGCUUACGGCUGUUUGAUUUCCUAGAGACUGGGAUUUUCCUGAAGAAUGAAAUGGAAAACUUUUAUGGGCAAGCAUCCUGAAUGCCGAACUUAUGUGAAAGUACUCUUAAGUUAAAGGGAUUUUCUGUCAAUAACAAAAAUUUGCAACAAAGACUUAGAACUGAUUUCAAACCAUGGAUGUUUUAAACUCAGAGGACAGCAGCAAUUAUGAGGACUAUUAUAAUGCAGAAGGACAUGAAGAAUAUGGACUCUGCAAGAAGACACAUCUAAAGGAAUUCAGCAAUCUGUUUCUACCUAUAUUCUACUCCAUUACCUGUGCGCUGAGCAUUAUUGCUAAUUUAACCCUCCUAAUAGUGUUCAUCAAAUACAAAACUCUGAGGAAGGUGUUGCCUCUACACAUGGUCAUAUCGGAUUUUAUUUUUACACUGAGCCUUCCGUUUUGGGCAGUGUAUGCCAGCAGUGAAUGGAUCUUUGGUGAUCAAAGCUGUAAGGCAAUCACUUUGGUUUACAUGGUCAGUUUGUAUAGCAGCAAUCUCUUUGUUGCAAGUCAGAGCUUGCAAAGAUUUAUGGACAUUUUAUGUGUUGUUUCUACCAUCAGGAUCUUCAACAGUCCAAAGAGGAAUACUAUUAUGUGCAUUUUGGUGUGGCUUUUAUCAGUUUUGGCUGCUGCUGUUCAUGUCAGCUUUGUUGAGACUCAAAAGGUCCAUGAACUGAACAUUUGCACUUUCAAUUUCCACAAUAAAGUUGGUUGGAAAAUCUAUGUAAGAUUUCAGAUGAACAUACUUGGGUUUGUCAUACCAUUUUUAGUGCUCCUAUUUUGUUCAAUCAGACUAUGUGUUUCUGUGGUAAGGAACACAUUCCAGAUGUUAUAUGAAAUUGGAUUCACUGUCAUGUUUUUUCUCCUCUGGUUCCCCUACAGUGUUGUAAUUUUCUUGCAUGCUUUGCAAGACCUUCACAUUUUUUAUACAUGUUCCACUAACAUACACUUGGACUUUGCUAUUCAGGUUACAGAAUGUAUUGCUUUCAUGCAUGUUUUCUUAAAUCCUCUUUUAUAUAUAUUUUUAAACAAAAAAGUCUGGAAACGAUUGAGAAAUGCUUCCAAAACUCCAAGGGAGUAUCUGCUUGAGGAAUGCAACAGUUCAUCAAACAUGUCCAGUCAGGAUGGUGCUAUUGAGCUAAGGUCAGUUCAGCAAUAUCAAGCCCAUGACCUGAGCUUUUGUGCUGAACGACCUAAUAACUUACUACCAGAGCCAAUGUAAAAGCUUGUGAAAAAAAAUAUUAUGUUUACUGUGUGUAUCUCAGUUUAAUAAUUAUACCAACACAGAUUCCACUCCUACUCACUAUAUGGUUUAUUUCUGCAUAUAACUUUAUAUAAAUACAUAUUUUUUGCAGUUUAUAUGUUUAUAUUAGCUUGUUUAAUAUAAUUUCUUUAAUGACAAAAUUUGUUGUUGGAAU